This is a messenger RNA of Eucalyptus grandis, 402 nucleotides long. RefSeq names its product antifungal protein ginkbilobin-like protein. Gene Ontology annotation, cellular component: plasmodesma. The transcript has a single exon. The record is from RefSeq and is a predicted model, not a curated record. NCBI's taxonomy places the organism in Eukaryota, Viridiplantae, Streptophyta, Magnoliopsida, Myrtales, Myrtaceae. The coding region runs from base 1 to 402 and encodes 133 amino acids.
AUGAAUACCUUCUCACAACGUAUCGUGAAACUGCUGCUUCUACUUUGGUUACUUUGCUCGUGCAAUGUUGUCAAGUGUCAAACUCCUGAUAUUGGACUGAAGUACAGAAUAUGCAGUGCAAGGACGUACCCUUCCGAGCAGGCCCCCUACGCCAAAGAUAAAUAUGCUGUCAUAUACCAAUUAACGGAAGUUACAUCAAGCCAAGGUAACGAUUACUACUACCAACAUGGUUCCUGCUAUGGCCAUGCAGACUGCGACGAAGCUAUGGGGGCAGAUGACUGCACCACUUGCCUGGCCGAAGCUCGAGACUCUAUUUAUGUAUUGUGCGGCACAAGCAUUGGAGCUCAAGUCCAACUUGGAGCCUGUAGAAUGAGAGUCGAAGAUUAUCCAUUUCAGGAAUGA